Drosophila biarmipes is the source of this 1304-nucleotide messenger RNA. RefSeq lists its product as uncharacterized. The record is from RefSeq and is a predicted model, not a curated record. The transcript has a single exon. Lineage: Eukaryota; Metazoa; Arthropoda; Insecta; Diptera; Drosophilidae. Bases 121 to 702 code for a protein of 193 amino acids.
CCUAGAACGCGCUGCUCUUUAGCUCCAGUCUCCUCCGAAUAAUAGCAAUUGUUUAUUUUUUAUUCGAGUGCUUAUACCACCAGUGAUCCUCUUGUAAGAUGAGCUAAUAACUGCCGUAAAAUGCACACUCUGGGCCUUGUGUAUCUGAGCCUUUUGGGCCUGGUUGAGGGCUUUGGCCACCAGCCGCUGCUGCGAAAUAUCAUAAAAGUGCGGGCCAGCGGCUUCUUGCCCUUCGAGUCGGACCUGCUGCUGCCCCUGAACAUUCUGCGGCAGCUGCAGUCCCAGGAUCGAUCGUCGCGCUACAUUGGCCAGCGACCCAGGCCCGUGCUGAGGCCAAAGGUCAAGCAGCAGAUCAGACUGGAGAGAGCCCACCCGCUGCGGGAGGCCAAGGGAGUGCAGCUCUAUAAUCUCAUCGAUGAUGAUGGCGAACUGCUGCUGAAUCUGAAGGUGCAUAACGAUCAAAAGGGGAGUCCUGCGGGCCAUUAUCAGGGCAGCGCGCCGGAGGAGAAGUUCCAGAGUAAAUUCAAGGACUACGAUUCGCCAUGGCUGCCCUCGAAGUGGCGACCCACCAGUGAAUUUCCCCUGGGCGUGACCUCCUCCUCGCCACGCCCACUGCCCCUGCAUCAGUAUCUGGGCCAAAACAAUCGCUUCGACCAAAAUACGGCCAAGAAAAGGCGGCAGGACUUUUGGCCUUAUAAAUAGAACAGUUAAGAACCCGAAGGAAGAUAUAAUGUUAGCCCUACAUUAUUUAUUUUAUUGUUUUUAUUAAAACAACACACCACCAAGCAAGACGUGCACAGAGAAAAAUAUAUAUCAUAUUUAAGGACCUGAUAUUUUGUAUAAUAACGUUCUAAAUUUUAAAAACAUACUAAAGCAAACAUUAAAAAAAUAUUAUUAUGCUAAAAUACCACCAGAAAAUCGUUUAAAAUAAUUUAUCAAUUUAGGUAUGCAAAAUAUUAUUCAAAAAUUAAAAUAUUAGAUACAUAAAAAGUAAAUUAAAAUUUAUUUUUCAUAUACAUUUUUAUUUAAAUUUAUCCAAAAAAAAUAGUAAAUUGGUGCUCAAAAUCAGAUCCUAUUUUUCUCUGUGUACAAUAUUAAACUUAAGCCACACUGUUCAAAAUAAUCCCGAAGAUAUAAAACACAACACAAGAUAAUCCACAAGACACACAAGAAAAAUCCCUAAGACACAACACAUUUCUAAACGUACAAAUAAACUUAAAGAUUUACCUGAAAAUGAAUUCAUCAGAUACGAGAUACUUUAAUAUCCAUGAGGCACAUUUUACCGGCGAUGAACAGGUCGUUGA